GCUGAUCAAAUACUUGAUGCUUUAGAUCUGAUACAUGCAUUCUCUGAAGCCUCUAGUCUCGAACCGAAUCGAAAGAAAUGUGAAUUAAUAGAUGGGAGAGAUUCUAAUAUCCAUUUCUAAUAUAGAAAAUGUUCAAUUUAGUAAGGCUUCUGAGGGUUUUAUUUUUGAAGAGCAGAACUUUAAAGCGGCAGACAACCGUCGCAGCGCUCUAUAUGCAUCUAGCGCUCCUUACAUGUGAUAUCUAUAAAGUAAAGACGAGAAGAAGAAAAAAAAAAACACCAAAGAAGAAGAAAAGGCGGAAGUUAGCAUCGCUUCAAAACAAGCGCCCGCCGACAUCAAAAUGUUGAAAGAUAUGGUGAGACAACGAUUAUUGACGGCGGCCGAUGAAAUCUUCGAAUUGUUUGAAAGAACGAUCGCGUCGUACGAGGAGCAACUUUGUCGCGCGAGAGAGGAGAGCGAGCGACAACGACGAUUACUUGAAGACCUUUGCAACACUCCAAAUGUCAUCCGCACCCAAGAGGCUCCACAACUUCAAGAGAAACAAGAGGCGCCGGAGCCUGCCCUCCUCAAAGAGGAGGAGGAAGCGACUGACAUCAGUGAGUUUCACUUGACGGGUGACAAUGAAGAUGACGAAGCACCCGUGUGGUCGCAGUUUCAUUCUCACAGUCCGGGUGGAGAACCCCGUGCAGGAUCCCCACCCAACAACCACAUGGCGCCAUUAUCAGACAGCUAUGAAGGGGAAGAACUAUUGAGGACCCACAAACGCGCUGAAGGUAACUUGGAUGACACUGACUGGGAUCUAACCUUUGAAACAGAAGAUGAUGACAGUGCCUCACUUUUGGACAAAAGUGCAAGCAAUGCAUGCAAUGCAGAACAUGUUACAAAUCAAGACUUUGAAGGGAGUAUGGCCAGUUGCUCUUUAGGACAGGGAAAGCAACAAAGAAAGUACACUGUAAGACAAGUAUUGGAACAACUUGAAGCUGAUGACAGUGACUUUGGCGCAGAAUUGGACAGCGAUAUUGAUUCUGAUGAAUCAUUUCAACCGCAUGAAAGUGAGGUUGGUGAGUCUUCUGCCCAAGACAGUGACUCGUCCAGUGAUGAAGAUUUGCAAUUUACCGACACUGCAAGCCCACAAUUACACCCUAAUUGUGCUGAAAAAACUUACAGUUGGCGAAAGAAAGUCUUUGAGUUACCUGACGUGAGUUUUCAAGGACAACAAGUCGAGUCAUACCAGGAUGCCACAGCAGACACACCGCUGGUUUACUUUCGCCGCUUUGUUUCCCUUGAUAUGUUGGAAAAUAUUGUAGAACAUACCAAUCGGCACAGUGUUCAAAAACACGGGAAAUGUGUAAACACUUCAGUAAAGGAGAUAGAACAAGUUCUCGGAAUGUACCUCAGGAUGGGAUUAGUACAAAUGUCCGGAGUACGUCAGUACUGGGAAAGUGAAGUUCGUUAUGGGCCCGUGGCAGACGUAAUGAGUCGCAACCGAUUCAACCAGCUACUCUCUGUCAUCCACUUUGUAGACAAUGAAAUGGCCAAUGAAGAAGUCAAAAUGGAUCGACUUUGGAAACUGAGACCAUUUUUGGAUUCUUUUCGGAGACAAUGUCUGACAAUUGCUCCUCGACAAAAACAAUCCAUUGAUGAGAUGAUGGUGCCGUACAAAGGUAAAUUUGGUGGCGUAAGGCUAUAUAUCAAAGGAAAGCCACAUCCCUGGGGAUUCAAAGUGUGGGCGCGCUGUUGUGUCACUGGCCUCCUGCACGACUUUGACAUAUACCAAGGAAAAGGUGGUGGCAAUGGACAAAAAGGGCCAAAAAAGGGUCAGUUGGGAGUCGGUGGAGACAUUGUAGUGAAGUUAUGCGAAUCGCUUGCAGAGAAAGUAAAUUUCCUGAUUUUUGCUGACGAUUUCUUCACUUCCAUGCCCCUCAUUGAGAAAUUAUUAGCAAAGGGAAUCUACUACACAGGAACUGUGAGGAAAACCCGAACGUCCAAGUGCAACCUGAUACCUGACAAAGACCUGUCCAAGAAAGGCCGUGGAUCCUACGAUUAUCAAUUGGAGUCCAACACCAACACAGUUUGUUUGAAAUGGCAAGACACGAAAGCAGUCAGUUUGAUGUCAACAUAUGCUGGACCAGACCCUUUGAGAAAAGCAAGGCGCUGGGACAAGUCCAAAAAAGAGUACACCUACAUAGAUCAACCGAACAUCAUCAAAGAGUACAUCGCUUCCAUGGGAGGUGUUGACAUGCUGGAUGCGCAUCUUGCACGCUGUAAAUUUCCCAUCAGGACACGUCGCUGGUAUAUGAUACUUUUCUGGCACUUCGUGUCUGUCGCGGUGAUCAACGCAUGGCUCCUUUACCAGCGUGAUUGUGAGGCACAGGGAAUCACUGGAUCUAAAGUUCUCAAGCUUCGCAAGUUUCAGGGUUUGGUUGCUCAAGGUUUGGUUGAAGUUGGAACAGCAAGAAAGCGGGGUAGGCCAUCAACUCCGAGCUCCUCAUCCCCGCCACCACCGAGAUUUGUUCGAGUUUAUCAGAGUGCAGAUGUCCGUUUUGACCAAACUGGCCAUUGGCCUGUCAAGGAGGAAAAUCGCCGUCGAUGUGCUGUGUGCAAGGACCUCAAGACUGAAAUGCACUGUGAAAAAUGUGCAAUACCUCUCUGCAUUAACAAAAAAAGAAAUUGUUUCAAAGACUAUCACAAUGUCUAGUAUGAGUUCUGACAGAUUUUUGGAUAAGAAAGACCAAUGGUGUUUUUGUCAGGGAAGUUCAAUGUUGAACCCCAAGACAAGCAGCAAUCAAUAGCUCAAAUAAGAGAAAGAAUCAAAUCCAGCAAAGGACUGCCUGCUUGGAAGACUUUAUGAACAAGAUAUAUAUCAAGGGUACAAAAAUGAUGUGAUCCAGUCAAGUGCCGUGAUCACUCAGAAAUACAAUGGGAAUACACAAGUCAAGGGUUUAAAGUGCCCUCCAUAAUUAUUGGCACCCGUGGUUAAGAUGUGUUUUUUAGCUUCUAAUAUAUAUUUUUUUAAAUUCAAAUAAUAUGAGACCUU
Messenger RNA from Corythoichthys intestinalis (scribbled pipefish), 3037 nucleotides. RefSeq names its product piggyBac transposable element-derived protein 2-like. NCBI's taxonomy places the organism in Eukaryota, Metazoa, Chordata, Actinopteri, Syngnathiformes, Syngnathidae. The record is from RefSeq and is a predicted model, not a curated record. Bases 341 to 2698 code for a protein of 785 amino acids. The transcript is spliced from 4 exons.